Messenger RNA from Solanum verrucosum, 441 nucleotides. Its product is annotated as kirola-like. Bases 1 to 441 code for a protein of 146 amino acids. Gene Ontology annotation, biological process: defense response. The record is from RefSeq and is a predicted model, not a curated record. The transcript is spliced from 2 exons. Lineage: Eukaryota; Viridiplantae; Streptophyta; Magnoliopsida; Solanales; Solanaceae.
AUGGGUGUAAAAUGCAAGAAAGUUGUUUCAGUAGAGGUGAAGUGUGGAGGACACUCGGUUCUUGAGAUUUUUCAUGCCAAAACUCAUCCUAUAUCCAACAUAAGCCCCAACAAGGUAAAUUUUUUUGAAAUUCAUGAAGGCGAAACCCUAAAAAUUGGUUCAAUUGUUAACUGGACAUAUAAUGACGAUGGAAAAGAUAAAACUUCAAAGCAAGUGAUUGAAGCCGUCGAUCAUGAAACUAAAACAAUCACUUGGAAAGCGAUUGGUGGAGAUCUAUUAGAGUUGUACAAUUCCUUCACUAUUAUAACAUCAUGUGACCAUGAAUGGACUACACGGACAUUUAUGUAUGAGAAGAAAACUGAAGAUAUACCAGCGCCUCUCGUUCCCCUGGCUUAUGUUCUUCAUGUGACAAAAGAAAUAGAAGGUCACCUUCUCAAGUAA